Molecule: messenger RNA, 6160 nt
Organism: Oncorhynchus gorbuscha (pink salmon)
Lineage: Eukaryota; Metazoa; Chordata; Actinopteri; Salmoniformes; Salmonidae
Product: sex comb on midleg-like protein 2
Exons: 14
Coding region: 633-2969 (778 amino acids)
Biological process (GO): regulation of DNA-templated transcription
Cellular component (GO): nucleus
Molecular function (GO): protein binding
Source: RefSeq, a predicted model, not a curated record
AACAGACCGACCUGAUAUCGCCCAUAAUUCGAUGUCCAUGGAUGAGUGGGGAGCGAUGUCGACACAUGCCUCGGCGUUCCAGUAUCAAACCUAACAUCAUUAGUUUGUGCAUAUGUUAAUACUACUUUAUUUGGUACAGUACUGCGGUGUAUUACGUCUGGCAAAUGAAACAGUUGAUGAAACCAAACGAAGAAACCGGAAUUAAACGGGGAAGGAUCUAGACCAAAUUGUCCAACAUAAACUCUCGUUUUAGUUGAAAAACGUUUUCCGUUUGGAGUAAACGGAAUCGGCGUAAUGAAUACACCCUUUGGGGCUGUAGUAAAACGUUUCUUAAGCGGAAGCAAACAGAGCGAAACGGGAAGGACUUACCUGAAUUUAUACAAUAGAAAGUUUGGUUUUGCAACUGUUUGGGCUCAUGAUGUCACCACAGGUUGCGGUCUGUUGCUCAUGCGCACUGACUCAACUACGAAAUAUGGCGGCUGACGACUGCUAGAGAAAAGUGUUGGGAUCUGAUCAAUUUCGUUAAAAAGCUGCCCUGGUCAGUACUACAGGGCCAUAGUUGCACACUGGGUGGACCACCUGCCUGUCAUUCCCAUUGCCUUGUAGAAUAACCACAUUACACAGGAGCCAUCAUGGGCAGGACAUCAGUCAAAGAUCAGAAGGAGAAAGCAGGAAGUCUCCAUCCUCCAGGUCCCACUCCUGCUAAAGAGUCGUUCAGUUGGGAGGAGUACCUGAAGGAAACAUCAUCUACCCCGGCUCCACCUAGCUUCUUCAGACAGUCCAGAGUCCCUCCCUCCAAUGACUUCAAGGUGGGGAUGAAGCUGGAAGUCCAUGACCCUCGGAACUCCACCUCUGUGUGCAUCGCCACUGUGAUGGGCAUGACUGGUGUGCGUCUGCGUCUUCGUCUGGAUGGCAGUGACAACACCAAUGACUUCUGGAGGCUGGUCGACUCCUCAGACAUCCAGCCUAUAGGAACCUGUGAAAAGAAUGGGGACAUGCUGCAGCCGCCGCUGGGCUUCAGAAUGAACGCAUCUUCCUGGCCCAUGUUUUUGCUGAGAACCCUGAAUGGAGCAGAGAUGGCCCCGGCUACCGCUUUUAAAAAGGAGCCUCCACCACUGUCCCAGAAUAACUUUAAGCCAGGGAUGAAGCUGGAAGCAGUAGAUAAGAAGAACCCCUACCUCAUCUGCCCUGCCACCAUCGGAGAGGUGAAGGGAGAAGAAGUGUUUGUGAUGUUUGAUGGGUGGAGGGGGGCGUUUGACUACUGGUGUCAACACCACUCUAGAGAUCUCUUCCCUGUUGGAUGGUGCUCCGUUACCAAACACAGCCUGCAGAACCCUGGCAACAGUGUCAACCUGCCAAAGAACCUGCAUGUCCUAACAGCAGCCCACAUCCCCUCCAAGCCUAGCCGUAGAUCCAUGCCUGCGCCCUUCCGGCUUCCCAGCCCCCUGCCCCCGCUGCCUGUCAGGAAGGGGGUGCGGGGGCGGCGCCCCAAGAGUGAGACCAUCGCCCUGCUGAAGGCUGUAGCGGAGGCAGCUGCAGCUCAGAACGGCACGGCUCCAACCUCUAACUCACUGCUGGCUCCCAGGCCUCACAAGAAGAGAGGUCCUAAACCUGGCAGCAAGAGGAAGCCCAAGGUGCUCCAGAACGUAGUGUCUUCAGGUGCUGCGGAUGCCAAGCUGUCAGGGGGUCAACAGGACUGCUUCAACUCUGUGGUCUCUACAGUGUGUGUGUAUGUGAACAAGCAUGGGACCUGUGGGCCUCACCUGGACAGGAAGCAGAUGCAGCGUCUUCCGGACCACUUUGGGCCAGGUCCUGUUAACGUGGUGCUGCAACAGGCAGUUCAGACUUGUCUAGACUGUUGUUACCAACCAAAGGUGCUGCUCAGAACUCUACAGGCACACGCUGGGGGAGGAGAGGUUGUCAGUGUGAGGAUGGAUGGUGGAGUUCGUCUGGUGAAGCUGCCCUCAGCCUCAAGCGCCUCCUUUGUGCUCCGCUUCCUGGAGACGCUGUGUCGCACGCUGCAGAGUAAUUUCCUCUUCAGCUCCCAGCCCUUCAGCAACAUAUACACCUACAGUAAAUAUGGUAACUAUACCUACAGCACCGCCAAGGCAGGUAACUGCCCCCACAGCACCGCCAAGGCAGGUAACUGCCCCCACAGCACCGCCAAGGCAGGUAACUGCCCCCACAGCACCGCCAAGGCAGGUAACUGCCCCCACAGCACCGGCAAGGCAGGUAACUGCCCCCACAGCACCGCCAAGGCAGGUAACUGCCCCCACAGCACCGCCAAGGCAGGUAACUGCCCCCACAGCACCGCCAAGACAGUGAAGGAGGAGGCGUUGGAGGCCCCAUCACUGAGCCAGGGGAUGAAACGUCUAUCUAGAGACGCAUCCCCCUACGCAGCCCCCCUUUCCCCUAAACUACUGUGCACCGAGGCACACCUUUCAGAAGCAGAUACUCUGCCCCAUGAGGAGAACAGCCUUCUGAAGGAGCAGUGCUUCAUGGACUCUAACUCCAUGAUGCUGCGCAGCCCCUCUGACUACCACACCCACUCCCAGGCCAGCAGCCCCUAUUACCCAUGCCAUGGCCCCGAACGCGCCCACAACACGCCACUGCACCGCCUUGCCUCCAACCCUGCGGACCUCCCCUGUACACACACCAACAGAGGAGUGGAAGCCGCCAGCUCCACCACGGGCCCCGAGCCCACGGGCCCUGACAGACAGACCCCCAGGGGGGCGGGGUUGGGCAGGAACCCCUCUACCUGGUCCAUCGAUGAGGUCAUGCAGUUUGUGAGCGACGCCGACCCCUCAGCCCUGGCCCCGCACGCUGAGCUGUUCAGGAAACACGAGAUUGACGGCAAGGCCCUGAUGCUGCUGAGGAGUGACAUGGUGAUGAAGUACAUGGGUCUGAAGCUGGGGCCCGCCUUGAAGCUGUGUCACCACAUAGAGCGGCUAAAACAGGGCAAAUUGUAGAGCUGAACCGCAGAAUGGAACAGGGCAAACUGUAGAGGUGAAACACAUACUGAAACAGGGCAAACUGUAGAGGUGAAACUGGAGAGCUGAAACACAGACAAACAGGGCUAACUGUAGGGCUGAAACUGUAGAAUUGUAACAGACUGAAACAGGGCAAAUGGACUGAAACACAGAAAAGAACAGGGCAAGCUGUAGAGCUGAAACAGGGCAAGCUGUAGAGCUGAAACAGGGCAAGCUGUAGAGCUGAAACAGGGCAACAACAAAUUGUAGCAGGUCCCAGAUUAGCCCGGCCUCACAGACCCCAGGUGAGAAACAGCUCAUCCUACCACAGAAUGUCCCACAGCAUCUCUUACAGGUGACCCAAUACUCAACCUCUAACAGUCUCUUCAGGGGCACACAGCCCCCUCUAGCCUCCAGCCUGCACUAAGCCCUCUUUAUCUCUGAGCUCUCUCACUCCGGUUAUGUUAUCUAUGGUAACAUGCCUCUAACAUACAGACAGUGUGGAAACACAUGGUGUGGAUCAGUGAAAACAUGCGUCGUGCAUCGCUGGCACCACAUUACCUCAUCCCCUCCCCAGCCAAUCACAGCUGGGCAAGCCAAACACAGAAGGCUGUGAUUGGUUGGAUCCCAAAGCAACAGACUCUCUCCAUAGUGUUUACAUUGAAUAGCACAGACUGACUAACCUACACUAGGACAUGCUAAGACUUUUUACUGAGUAAUGUUUCAUCCGGCUUCUGGAUCCCAAAGAUGUACAAUGUUUUCUUCUAUGACGUUCUGUUUUUAUUAUCAUAAAUAUCCUGUUAAUAAGGAGGAUGUGUAUAUAAAUUUAACAGUGACGAUAUUAGAUGCUAAACCUGUUUACAGCUGCAGAAUGUCUGUUGUCUAUUUCAAUUCCUGUUAGUUCAAUAAUGUGCCCAUGAUGCUGGAUGAUCUGCAGUUUAAGGUAGACCUUUGGCCUGUUGCCAUGACGGUCACUAGCCUCUCAUGGUAAAGGGUGAAAUGUGUUACUAGUGUUAGCAGGUGACUUUCCCCAAUGUAAGAUGGCCAUUGUCUUAAACAGCUAAACGUUUUAUCUAAUGCCUGUCAGACGGACAGGCACACAGACCGUCAACCUCCAACCAGUGGAGAUAAUCAGGCAGUGCUUUUGAAACUCAAAAUCCCUGUGAGUGUGGUGUUUGAUGUGGGGAUUAAUGAAGGUCAUGCUGUUAGAGAUCACCCCUACUGGUGGUGUCAAGCACGGAGGCUUUGUCCAGUUUUCAUCAAUACAGAACUGAUAAAGAUUAUUUUAAUUUAUUUCAGAUGACUGCUCAGUGAUUCUAGAAGUUAUUUCAGAUGACUGCUCAGUGAUUCUAGAAGUUAUUUCAGAUGACUGCUCAGUUAUUCUAGUAGUUAUUUCAGAUAACUGCUCAGUUAUUCUAGAAGUUAUUUCAGAUGACUGCUCAGUGAUUCUAGAAGUUAUUUCAGAUGACUGCUCAGUGAUUCUAGUAGUUAUUUCAGAUGACUGCUCGGUUAUUCUAGAAGUUAUUUCAGAUGACUGCUCAGUGAUUCUAGAAGUUAUUUCAGAUGACUGCUCAGUUAUUCUAGUAGUUAUUUCAGAUGACUGCUCAGUUAUUCUAGUAGUUAUUUCAGAUGACUGCUCAGUUAUUCUAGAAGUUAUUUCAGAUGACUGCUCGGUGAUUCUAGAAGUUAUUUCAGAUGACUGCUCAGUGAUUCUAGAAGUUAUUUCAGAUGACUGCUCAGUGAUUCUAGUAGUUAUUUCAGAUGACUGCUCAGUUAUUCUAGAAGUUAUUUCAGAUGACUGCUCGGUGAUUCUAGAAGUUAUUUCAGAUGACUGCUCAGUGAUUCUAGAAGUUAUUUCAGAUGACUGCUCAGUUAUUCUAGUAGUUAUUUCAGAUGACUGCUCAGUUAUUCUAGAAGUUAUUUCAGAUGACUGCUCAGUGAUUCUAGAAGUUAUUUCAGAUGACUGCUCAGUUAUUCUAGUAGUUAUUUCAGAUGACUGCUCAGUUAUUCUAGAAGUUAUUUCAGAUGACUGCUCAGUGAUUCUAGAAGUUAUUUCAGAUGACUGCUCAGUUAUUCUAGAAGUUAUUUCAGAUGACUGCUCAGUGAUUCUAGAAGUUAUUUCAGAUGACUGCUCAGUUAUUCUAGAAGUUAUUUCAGAUGACUGCUCAGUGAUUCUAGAAGUUAUUUCAGAUGACAGCUUGUUCUAGUUUCAAGAGUAAAGGGGACAUAUUAAAGGGCUUUCUAUCUAGGUUUCAGUUUUAUAUUAAAGGUGCUAUACACAGGUUUUUUAAAUUUAAAUUUUGUGUUGUAAUUUCAUAAAAUGUCCAUAAUAUAUCUACAGAAAUAGUGGAAUGAUGGUGUGUUUCACAAUAUUGCUUGCCAGUGUUGUGAUUGACUGAUAUUCGCCUCAAAAUGUAAUAGUUUUGACUUUAACUGUGUUAUCAAGUGGGAAUCGCUCUGCAAUUUAAAUUGUACAAUGAUUUCCCUACACUACUCAGUGCUUGUUUUUCACAUAAACUGAAAUUGAGCGAACAGUGUAGCAGCCAGGGAAUAAAAAAAUAAAAAAUCCACUAAAUAACACAGUCUGAAUUUACAAUGCAAAAAUUCUACUAAAAAAUCCUGUGUAGCGUCUUUUAAUAUUAGUCCGAGUCGGAGAUAUCCUCACCUGCUAUUGGUCCCUGCAGGAAGUCAUGUUGUCAGUUGGACCAUUUGUUAAAACAGAUUUAUGGGUUUAACCAUAAAUAUCAGACACAAGAAUGUACAUUUUUGUAGAAAAUAAAUAUUUUAAUGAAAUUUAUAUAAAAGUAGAAAUGUAAAGAUUAUGGGUGAGGGAGGGACAAUAUAUUUCAUACUGCCUUUUUAAUGCUUUAUAUAUCUUUUAGUUGAAACGCCCUCAACAUAAAUACAGCAGAACCUGCCUUGCUUUACUUUGAGAUCUCUCAGGGCGUCUUAGUUAAUAAACUUUUGUAGCAUUCUGUUCUGGGUAUUGUAAACCAUUCUUCUGUUGCUGGUGAGUUGAAGUUAAGGACUCAUUGUGCCAUAAAGCAACACAAGAACAUAGUGUUCUUGUUAAAUUCUUUUAAAGCAGCUCAAAUUACUUGAAAAAGAUGCUGUAAGUCAUGCUUGUUUAUAAAGUCACACCUGAAAUAAAAGUGUAUUUUCUGUUUUAUAGAUAUCCCAAAUGGAAAGCA